Anguilla anguilla (European eel) is the source of this 1703-nucleotide messenger RNA. RefSeq names its product leucine-rich repeat-containing protein 15-like. The record is from RefSeq and is a predicted model, not a curated record. Gene Ontology annotation, molecular function: protein binding. NCBI's taxonomy places the organism in Eukaryota, Metazoa, Chordata, Actinopteri, Anguilliformes, Anguillidae. The annotation marks the transcript as partial. Gene Ontology annotation, cellular component: plasma membrane. The transcript has a single exon.
CACCACCCCCCAAGCAACAACCGCCUUGCCCACCACCACUACUCUGUCUACCCAGACACCUACCACCAUAAUAAUAACAACAGAGCCCACAACUGCACCAACCACUACGUUGACAACCACAGUACUUAUGACAACUGCUCCCACCACUAUGUUCAAAACCACAGUGCCAACCACAGUAGCUUUGACAACUGCGCCCACCACAAUGCUGAUAACCUCAGUAGCUAUCGGCUGACGCGCCUGGAGGACGGCGCGUUCAGCAACCUGACGCGCCUGCGGCUCCUGGUUCUGAGCCGUAACCGGAUCGGCUCGGUCCCCGCCGGGGCCUUCGGCGGCCUGGCCGAGCUGGGAGAGGUGUCCCUGCACACCAACCUGCUCUCGGGCCUGGAGGAGGGGACCUUCAGCGGGCUGCCCAAGCUGGAGAACAUCUCCCUGGAGCACAAUCUCAUCCAGUCCCUCCCUGGGAAGCUCUUCCAGGGCUUGCCGCCCCUCUGGGAAGUGGACCUCCACAACAACUCCCUGCGGAGCCUGUCGCGGGAGGUGCUGGACUCCCUGGACGCGGUGAAGGAGGUGAAGCUCGCCCAGAACCCCUGGAGGUGCGACCGGGACAUCCUGCCCCUGCGAGACUGGGUGAGGAGGCACCCCUCCAAAGUGCAGAAUGCCAGCCUGCUGACGUGCCUCUCUCCCCAUUCACUGGCCCACGCCAAAAUUACUGACCUGACCAACGAGGAAGCAGAAGCCUGGAGGCCGUCCACCUCGACCGCCACCACUCCCUCAGGCGACUUGGCCACACCCACGGAGAUGCGAAGGAGGCCUCACACCCCACUCCCCAAAAAGAGCACCCCUGCUGCCCCUGCCGCCACCACUCCUCCCGUGCGGGACGACAGUAACCACCAGGCCAGAAAGAACACCGUCAAUUAGGGGUGGGGUGGGGUGGGGUGGAGGGGUGGUCUUUUCUAUAGGCCGCCCCUCAUGGGGCCCCUAUUUCAGGCCACCUCGGAACACUCUGAGAGCUGGACACGGGAGUGCAACACGGAACCGUUUUGGAACCAUUCAGCUUUCCAGGAAGCGGCCGUCCGCUAAGCUUUGGCGUUCCGGUCACAAAAUCUGUUCAUUCGUUCGGUCUGUUUAUUCCCGCGAGCGCGCUGCAAACUUGGAGUGGUCUGAGAACGUAAUGCUCCACUGCACUGGAAUGUCACGAACAUUGCAUUUUCCCCGUUGCCGUUUUGCUCGCUUGAAGUUGAAUGGGAUGCUUGCUAACCUUGUGCACAUUUUGUAGUCUUAUACUUGGAUCUGAGCUUCGCAUGAAAAUGGAACCUUCUUAGCACUGUAAACAGCAGCUAAGGCAGGAAACCAGAAACCCCUCUAUCUCAGUGAGCCUGUGAUACUUUUCAUUUUUUUCCCUGAUGUCUGAAUUCCAUUGCUUUUUAUAUGUAAAUAGCCUGACAUUGAUACCAAUACAAUAUAACAUGCUGCAUCAUUAUUGACAGACAUUAUUAUAGAAGAAAGGCAAAAAUUUCAGUAUUACCCUUUAAUGAUUUCUGAAGUAAUGCAACAUUCUUUUUUAAUGCCCGAAUUGAUUAUGAAUCACAAAUAACAACAAUCUGUAACAAUCUGAAUUGUAAAUAAUUAAAUUGUUUAUUUUCAGGAAUUUGGGUUAUAUAAUGACUUACUCAAACAAAAUGUCAAUAAACUUCAUUGAACAA